This is a messenger RNA of Diabrotica virgifera virgifera (western corn rootworm), 504 nucleotides long. RefSeq names its product cilia- and flagella-associated protein 251-like. The transcript has a single exon. Bases 1 to 504 code for a protein of 167 amino acids. Lineage: Eukaryota; Metazoa; Arthropoda; Insecta; Coleoptera; Chrysomelidae. The record is from RefSeq and is a predicted model, not a curated record.
AUGCACCAUCCUAGUAUACCGCCACCCCAACCUCAAGGUGUAACACCAUCGUGCCGAAGGGGUGCAUGGCUCAGGGGUAACAUAGUGGGCUACAAGCGAUGCCUAAGGGAGAUGGCGAACCCGAGGGGAAAACAGCCUUGGCGGGGCAAGGGCGCACUGCCCCACUGGACAGAUCAACACGACCCAACUCGUGGGAAGGAAGAUGGGACAAAAAAAGAAAAACAAAAAAGGCGGAAGAGAGAGAGCAGCGGGGGCGAAAAAGAAAACAGAAGUGGCGGGGAAAAAGAAAGGGACGAGAAUCAAGGGGAGAAAAGACGGAGAAGAGAAGUGGAAGAAAAGGAAGACCCCGGAUCUAGAACCAGAGCAAACAGAAGCAAGGGAAAAGAAAGAGAAUAUAAGAGGGAAACAAGAGAAGAAAGAGAGGAACUGCAAACCAAGAGAGAAGAAGAAAGAAAGAGAAUAGGAAGAGAAAAAGAGGGAGAAGAGAACAGACAGAAGGACUAA